UCACCGGUCAUAUCAAACCAGUUGGCAAACGACAGCGGAGACAAGUGAAUGUGUGUAAUAUACUAUGAACUCUACAUGAACACACGAAUAUUGUAGUGUUACUUAUAAUGGAUAUGGCAUCUGCAUUGUGAUAUGUUCUGUGAUCAUGAUUUGAUAUAUGUAUAGUUAUGGCCUGCUUUUAUUAUAUUUGGAUUGCAUUGAUAGUACACCAUACGAGAAGUUAUGCUGACUCUGAGUGGAGAAAUGAAAGAUCAACACAUCAUGAGAACAACGGGUCAUACAAAAUCUUGAACAGAUUCGUGAAGCCUUUUACCAAUAGAAGAGUGAUGGACUCAAGUAUAGUGUUCCCAGACCUGUCGGCAAGGUCAGGUAAUGAUCUGGCACUGCAGAUACCUGACGAAUGCAAGAGAGUUGGUAUCUGUGAGGAUUUGCCCGACUACCCUGUAGAUGUCGUGACUGAAGUUCUACAUAGGCUUGACAGAGAGAACAAAACCAAAUUCAAUCAUGAUGUAUUGGAAGCUCCACAGAUUGCUGAGAGAAUUAGCCCUGGAGAUGAAGCUAUAGAACUAUGCCCAUCAUCUGAAAAGCUAUUUGUGCCGAAGGUUGCUCAAGAUGUCAACAAGGACUGGUUUAUUAUAGUGAACGAAGAAAAAAGACCGCGACAGACAUUUCGCGUCGAAAUAUGCCGAGGAGGUGAAAACUCUGCAUGUUCUCCGAUAGCCUACUUCCAAAAAGGCUACCAGGCUUCGUGUAUUCAGAAAUAUGUGCUAAGGACAAUGGUGGCUCUCAAUGAGAAAAAUCAGGUGAUAGAACGACCCUUUCAAGUGCCAAGUUGUUGUUCCUGCGUUGCAAAGGUCGUCUGAGAAAUAUGACUUAGUUGAUACCAAAAUAAAUAAGUUUAAUUUAUA
Molecule: messenger RNA, 908 nt
Organism: Leptidea sinapis
Lineage: Eukaryota; Metazoa; Arthropoda; Insecta; Lepidoptera; Pieridae
Gene: SPZ1
Product: protein spaetzle
Exons: 6
Coding region: 168-863 (231 amino acids)
Biological process (GO): innate immune response; central nervous system formation; regulation of Toll signaling pathway
Cellular component (GO): extracellular region
Molecular function (GO): growth factor activity; Toll binding
Source: RefSeq, a predicted model, not a curated record